This is a messenger RNA of Penicillium antarcticum, 1716 nucleotides long. Its product is annotated as L-glutamate gamma-semialdehyde dehydrogenase. Gene Ontology annotation, molecular function: L-glutamate gamma-semialdehyde dehydrogenase (NAD+) activity. Gene Ontology annotation, cellular component: mitochondrial matrix. The record is from RefSeq and is a predicted model, not a curated record. The transcript has 3 exons. Lineage: Eukaryota; Fungi; Ascomycota; Eurotiomycetes; Eurotiales; Aspergillaceae. The coding region runs from base 1 to 1716 and encodes 571 amino acids.
AUGAGACCCACCACAUUGACGCGAGCUGCAAGGCUCAACUGCCUCAAGCCUGUUGCGCUCAAUGGUAUUUCGCGAAGAUGCUUGACUAUGCUCACUCCUCCCAAAUUUGAGAACGAAAAGACGUUGAACUAUGCCAAAGGUUCCCCGGAAAGGGCAGAGUUGACCAAGACUAUCCAAAAACUUAAGGGAGAAUUUCCUUUUACAAUUCCUAUUACCAUCAACGGAUCUGAGAUCGAAACGAAAGAGUCACGAUCUCAACUUAACCCUUCGAAGCAUAGCGAAAUUGUCGCAAACUACGCAUCCGCUACCCCGGAACAAGUUAAUGCGUCUAUUGAUGCAGCUCUCAAGGCAAAGCCAGCCUGGGAAGCCACACCUUUCGAAGACCGAGCUGCCAUCUUCUUCCGCGCAUCCGAACUGAUCACCGGAAAGUAUCGUUCGGAGAUUGUCGCAGCAACGAUGCUGGGCCAAGGAAAAAACAUUUGGCAAGCAGAAAUCGAUGCUCCAGCAGAGACAGCAGAUUUCUUCCGUCAUUACAUUCAAGAAGCAUGGGCUCUGUACUCUCAGCAACCUAGAGUCCACCUUCCUGGAAGCUGGAACAAGAUGGAAUACCGCCCACUCGAAGGAUUCACAUAUGCCAUCGCGCCUUUCAACUUUACUGCACUUGGUGCUACCCUUAUUGGACCGGCUGCAUUGCUUGGAAACGUGGUUAUCUGGAAGCCUUCAGACUCUGCUCUUCAUGCUAGCUGGCUACUCCACAGGAUCCUGAUCGAAGCUGGCCUUCCUAAGGAUGUUGUUCAAUUCCUACCUGGUGAUGCUGAGCAGGUCACCAACACUAUCCUUAAGAGACCCGAGUUCGGGGCUCUAACUUUCAUUGGUGCAACCGCUACAUUCAAGGGGAUUCAGAAGAAGAUCGGUGAUGGCAUCGGUGCCGGCAUUUACAACUCCUAUCCACGAGUGGUAGGCGAGACGGGUGGCAAGAACUGGGGCAUUGUUCAUUCCUCGGCAGAUGUGAGGAGUGCUGCACUCAACACCAUCCGUGCAGCCUUUGAGUACCAAGGACAGAAGUGCUCUGCAAACUCGCGUGUGUAUGUUGCAGAGUCUGUCUGGCCGGAGUUCAAAAAGGUCCUAGCUGAGGAGACCGCGGCACUUCAGGUUGGAAAUGUGGAAGACUACGGAAAUUUCGUCAACCCGGUCAUCCACGAGCGAUCAUUUGAUAAGCUCAACAACUUCAUUGAGAGCGCGAAGGCGGAUUCCGAGUUGGAGCUCAUUGUUGGUGGCAAGGCUUCCAAAGAGGAGGGCUAUUACGUGCACCCCACCAUCUACCGAACUUCCAACCCGCGCAACAGAAUUAUGUCUGAAGAAUUGUUCGGGCCUAUUCUUGGAGUAUAUGUUUUCCCCGAUGCUGAAUGGGAGCAGACCCUGAAGCUGCUGGACACAACUUCUCGCUAUGCUUUGACAGGUAGCAUCUUCGCAAAAGAUCCAUACGUGGGUCGUCAGGCUUCCACUGCCUCGAAGCAUGCUGCAGGUAUGCUAUAUAUGAACACCAAGUGCACUGGUUCGACCGUUGCGCAGCAGCCAUUCGGUGGUAGCCGAGACUCAGGCACGAACGAUAAGACUGGCACCAUGGCGCAUUUGCAGCGAUUUGUGAGCACUCGCACAAUUAAGGAAGAGUUUGUCCCGCUUGACAAGGUGACAUAUCCUUCAAAUGAGGUGUGA